Diaporthe amygdali is the source of this 372-nucleotide messenger RNA. RefSeq lists its product as uncharacterized. Bases 1 to 372 code for a protein of 123 amino acids. NCBI's taxonomy places the organism in Eukaryota, Fungi, Ascomycota, Sordariomycetes, Diaporthales, Diaporthaceae. The record is from RefSeq and is a predicted model, not a curated record. The transcript is spliced from 3 exons.
AUGACCAAGAAGUCGAUGAGCUCGCGGCUGGCCGGUGAUGAAGUGACGGUUCAAGACUCCGACACACUCGACGUCUCUUUGAUGCAGUCGUCAAGUCGUAUAGCGAAGGCCACAGCGGACAAGAGCGAAUUCGAAGAGACUCUGAAAGAGGAGGAUGACUCCACAGGUCUGAGCCUUCGCUCGGGCAAGUCAAUGACGGGAAUCCAACAUUUGGCUAUGAAGAAGGAAUAUGUUCAACUCGGGUCAAUUAGUGCUGCGUACCGGAAUCGCGAGUGUCCGACUCCCACAAACACCGUUAACUCCGGGUCGGCCAGACGUGACUAUUGUCUCCGCCGCCAAGACAAAAUGCGAAUUGUUACAAAGAACGUGUGA